Messenger RNA from Purpureocillium lilacinum, 1044 nucleotides. Its product is annotated as E2-like enzyme. Gene Ontology annotation, cellular component: cytosol; phagophore assembly site. Gene Ontology annotation, biological process: autophagosome assembly; autophagy of mitochondrion; nucleophagy. Gene Ontology annotation, molecular function: Atg8-family ligase activity. NCBI's taxonomy places the organism in Eukaryota, Fungi, Ascomycota, Sordariomycetes, Hypocreales, Ophiocordycipitaceae. The record is from RefSeq and is a predicted model, not a curated record.
AUGAACUACAUCAAGUCGACAGUCAACACGCUUCGCGACCGGUACACGCCGGUGACGCACACCUCAACCUUCCGAACCACCGGCCAGAUCACGCCAGAGGAGUUUCUCGCGGCGGGCGACUACCUCGUGUACAAGUUCCCGACCUGGUCGUGGGGCGACGCCGACGACGAGAGCCGCCGCGUCAGCUACCUUCCUCCAGGCAAGCAAUACCUCGUCACCCGGAAUGUGCCAUGCCAUCGCCGCUUGAACGACGACUUUGCUGGCGACGCUGGGCAUGAAGAAGCGCUGGUUAACGACGGCGACGAUUUCAAGGGCGCCGAGGGAGCCGCCGAUGACGAUGGGUGGCUGAGGACCGGUGGCCUGGCGAGCUCGCAGCCGUUGAAAGCAAGGGACGUCCGAACGGUGGACGAUGCGGGUAACGUGACAGAAUCUACGGACUUGGAUGACGACAUUCCGGACAUGGAAGAUGAAGACGACGACGAGGCCAUUAUCCGCGACGUCGGGUCCGAUUCCAGUACCAGUGGCCGCCGAACGUAUACGCUCUACAUCAUGUACACGCCGUACUACCGAACUCCGCGCCUGUAUCUGUCGGGUUACCUGCCUAACGGCCAGCCGCUCCCCCCGCAGAGCAUGAUGGACGACAUCGUGGGCGACUAUAAGGACAAGACGGUGACGCUCGAGGACUUCCCCUUCUUCGCCAACAACAUUAAGAUGGCUAGCGUGCACCCUUGCAAGCAUGCCUCCGUUAUGAAGACGCUACUCGAUCGUGCCGACGCUGCCCUUCGCAUCCGCCGCGAGAAGCUCCGCGCCGGCAAGACGGUCGGCACGGACCCUGGUAUGGAAGGCCUCGUCGAUGAGCUGGGCAAGCUGGACGUCAAGAGCGCCCAAGAAGCCGCCGAUAAGGACGAGUGGGAGGAGGUGCAGGGCAUCGACGCUGAGGAGCAGGAGGUGGCCAUCCGCGUGGACCAGUAUCUGGUCGUCUUCCUAAAGUUCAUGGCGAGCGUCACACCCGGCAUCGAACACGACUUCACGAUGGGCGUAUAA